Molecule: messenger RNA, 1904 nt
Organism: Cyanistes caeruleus (blue tit)
Lineage: Eukaryota; Metazoa; Chordata; Aves; Passeriformes; Paridae
Gene: CHST12
Product: carbohydrate sulfotransferase 12
Biological process (GO): proteoglycan biosynthetic process; carbohydrate biosynthetic process
Cellular component (GO): membrane
Molecular function (GO): sulfotransferase activity
Source: RefSeq, a predicted model, not a curated record
GGCUCUGUGGGACAGCUCUGCUUCUCCGCACACGCGGCACCUUCCCGGCUGGACGCUCCCCAGGGAGCUGGGGGGGUUUAGCCUGAAUUAAAGGAGGACCGGGGGGACCUCAUCGCUCUCUACGGGCAGCUGGAAAGAGGUUGUAGACAGGCUCCUGCUCUGCAGCACCAUGCUGGAUCCCAAGCCUCACUCUGCAAGCCAGAGGUGAAUCCAGGUGAAAGCCAGCUACCACAGUAGGUGUCAGGAUGACCAAAGCGCGGCUCCUCCGUCUGUCUGUGGUGCUGGUCUCCAUCUUCAUGAUCCUCCUGAUCAUUGUGUACUGGGACAACGUGGGGACAGCUCACUUCUACCUGCACACAUCCUUCUCCAGACCCCGCUCCCCAGGAGCCAUCACGGCAGGUGAGGACUGGGAAGCAUUGCCAGAUGUAGAUGAAUUUUUGGCAAAGCUGCUUAGUUCGAGCCUGAAACAGAACAGCUCUGUCCCCCGAAAGACAGAGCAGCUCCUCGUCCAGGGCUCCAACAAGCCUGUGGUGAGUAACUUGGAGGAGAACGUGCGGGGCUAUGACUGGUCUACACACAAGGACAGGAACAGCUUGGACCAAGAGAAGCUGCAGGUGGAGAGGCAGAGAACGUUGCGGGAGUUUUGUGCCAAUUCCAGCUUCACCUUUCCCACCAAGGAGCGCUCCUUCGAUGACAUUCCAAACUACGAGCUCAACCACCUGAUUGUGGAUGACCGCCACGGCGUCAUCUACUGCUACGUGCCCAAGGUGGCCUGCACCAACUGGAAACGUGUGAUGAUCGUGCUAAGUGAGAGCCUGCUGGACCAGGGGGUCCCCUACCGGAACCCUCUGGAUAUCCCCCGGGAACACGUCCACAACACCAGCACCCACCUGACGUUCAACAAAUUCUGGCGCCGCUACGGGAAGUUCUCCCGGCACCUGAUGAAGAUCAAGCUGAAGAAGUACACCAAGUUCCUCUUUGUGCGAGACCCCUUCGUCCGCCUCAUCUCCGCCUUUCGCAGCAAAUUCGAGCUGGAGAAUGAGGACUUCUACAGGCGUUUCGCUAUCCCCAUGCUAAAGCUCUACUCCAACCACACCAACCUUCCCACCUCCGUUAGCGAGGCCUUCGGGGCAGGCCUCAAAGUCUCCUUUUCUGACUUCAUCCAGUACUUACUGGAUCCCAGGACAGAGAAGAUGGCCCCCUUCAAUGAGCACUGGAGGCAGGUUUACCGUCUGUGCCACCCGUGCCAGAUAGACUAUGAUUUCAUCGGGAAGCUGGAGACGCUGGAUGAGGAUGCUGCUUAUUUAUUGCAGCUCCUCAAAGUGGACAGGCUGCUUCGCUUCCCACCCAGCUACCGGAACAGGACUGCCAGCAGCUGGGAAGAUAACUGGUUUGCCAAAAUCCCACUGGCUUGGAGGCAGCAGCUCUACAAGCUUUACGAAGCAGAUUUUGUACUCUUUGGCUACCCCAAGCCAGAAAACUUGCUUAAAGACUGAAAGUGAUUGGGCAGUGGGUGUGGGAGGGAACAUCUGAAAUACCAAAAAUGUUUAAAUCCUCCUAAUUUUUGCUCUUAACUCCCUUCCCAAUGCAAGUUGGUACAAUGGAAUAUAUUUUUUCUACUGCUUCCCCUUCCAUUUUUGCAAUAAUGCCAGAGUCCAGGGUAUUCCAGCCAGCUGUGCAUAUGCAAAAAAUGCCAUUUUUUUGGGGUUAUCACUUAUUUUCUGUUUUUUAAAAUGUACCCAUACUUUGCAAUGGGUUGCUGCCCUUGGUCACUCUACCAAUCAUGUCCUUCAGUAGCUUUUUAUUAAUACUUUUUAAAAAUUAAUAUAUUUAAGAUAUUUAAAACAAAGCGUAUGUCGUGGCAAAGGAAAGGGAAGGAAUAAAAAAAGUAAAAGAAAACCCCA